Molecule: messenger RNA, 1359 nt
Organism: Ascoidea rubescens DSM 1968
Lineage: Eukaryota; Fungi; Ascomycota; Saccharomycetes; Ascoideales; Ascoideaceae
Exons: 1
Coding region: 104-1270 (388 amino acids)
Source: RefSeq, a predicted model, not a curated record
CUGCUGCGCUUUUCUUUCUCUUAUCUCCAGCUUCGUCUUUUGCUCUGUUUUCUGUUUCAGAUCUGCUUCCUUUGCCUUCUUCUUUUGCUGUUUUUCUACCAAGAUGACUGUCGACCAAUCCGAAAGAUACAAGUUGAUUGAGACCACUGAUCCCAAAAUCAUUAGCUUGUGUCACUCCGAAAAUUCCAAAAGUUGGAGGUUCAAAUUGUCCACUGAUGCUUAUGUUCAAAGGGAGUAUUUGUUAGGUAGACAGAAGGUGUGCAACCCAAAUGAUUCUGACGAUAAGGACGAUCUAUUGGGUCUCAAGUACUACUACUUCAAGGACUGUUCUCAGGAUCUAAUUAUAGGUGGCUGUGAAUCCCUAGCAAGAUACUAUUACAAGAUCGACGCCACCACCAAGAAACCAACUAGAUUUAUUUCACCAUGUAUUGGUGGUGUUUAUAUUUUUCCUCACUACAGAGCUAAAGGAUUGGGUAAAAUCAUGUUGAUUCAAUUAAAUCAAAUUUUAUUGCAAAAAUAUGGCCAGGAUUCCUUUUCGACAUUAUACUCCGAAGUUGGUGAUUAUUAUGAUAACUUUGGCUAUACCUCAAAACCAAUAAACCUCUCAAAAUUACCUCCAAUUGAACCUCCAUCUGUUUAUGAUGAAUCAAACUCCAUUGACUCAAAUGGUUUCUCAAUUGUGCCAAUUUCAAGAUUCGAUUUAAAACCCUUAACUGAUAUUGAUAAUGAAGCUUUACAACAAAAAUUGUUGUCAAAUUUCAAUAGUGAUCAAGUCACUAGAGUCUCCUGUGUCCCAGAUCCAAAUGUAUACAUAUGGCAUUUUGCUAGAGCCAUUUUUACUUUACCUGUCUUGGGCCACGAAAAGCCCUCUCAGUUUGGUAUCAAAUUGCUUAAUCCUAAUAACAAUAGUCAAAUAGUGGGUUUUAUUAUUUGGACUUAUAACGUUCAUGGCGAUGAAAACGAAUUAUUCGUAAUCAAAUCUUUCGUCGAUGAAACUAAUUUAUCAAUUGGUGAUCAAAUUAAAGUAUUUAAAUCUCUUAUCAAUUUAUCUCAGUAUCAUGCGUACCAAAAGAAAAUGGAUUUAAUUUUAUUAUGGCAAAGUGAAAUCCCUACUGCAAUUAAUAAAUUAAUCCUUAAUUGGUUUCAGAAUGAUUUAGAUGGUGAAAUUGAUCAAAAAAAUUCCUCAAUCUCAGCAAUUAAAUUUCAUAACAAAUUGCAAAAUGAUUCUCCUUUCAUCUGGGAACAAAACCUGAAAUUUUGCUGGUUUUAAUUCAAAAUCAGUUUCAGUUUCAGUUUCAGUUUCUUUUCAAAAUUCAUAUUCAAUUUUUUUUUUCUAUCUCUUUCUAUACAAUAGUUUCU